Molecule: messenger RNA, 1796 nt
Organism: Trematosphaeria pertusa
Lineage: Eukaryota; Fungi; Ascomycota; Dothideomycetes; Pleosporales; Trematosphaeriaceae
Product: TIP49-domain-containing protein
Exons: 4
Coding region: 48-1457 (469 amino acids)
Biological process (GO): regulation of transcription by RNA polymerase II; box C/D snoRNP assembly; chromatin remodeling
Cellular component (GO): R2TP complex; Ino80 complex; Swr1 complex
Molecular function (GO): ATP binding; ATP hydrolysis activity; DNA helicase activity
Source: RefSeq, a predicted model, not a curated record
AGAGCAACAAGCACAUCCUGCCGUUGCCCCCACGCCCGCACAUCGCCAUGGCUGUCCCCAUAACGACCAUCGCCGAGAGCAAGGAGCUGCGUGGGCUCAACCUCAUCGCGGCGCACUCGCACAUUCGCGGCCUCGGCGUCGAAAGCGACACUCUCGAGCCCAAGCCGUCGUCGCAAGGACUAGUAGGACAGGAAAAGGCGCGGAAAGCCGCGGCUGUGAUAUUGCAGAUGGCGAAGGACGGCAAGAUUGCUGGCCGCGCGGUGCUCAUUGCAGGCCCGCCCAGUACAGGAAAGACUGCUAUCGCCAUGGGCAUGGCGCAGUCGCUGGGCGCCGACGUGCCCUUCACGAUGUUGGCCUCGUCCGAGAUUUUUUCGCUCGAAAUGUCCAAGACGGAGGCCCUCACACAGGCAUUUCGCAAGUCCAUAGGCGUGCGGAUAACGGAGGAGAGCGAGGUCAUUGAGGGCGAGGUCGUGGAGAUACAGAUUGAUCGCAGUGUCACAGGGGGCAACAAGCAAGGCAAACUGACCAUCAAGACGACCGACAUGGAAACUGUCUACGACAUGGGCACCAAGAUGAUCGACGCGAUGACCAAGGAGAAGGUUAUGGCCGGCGACAUCAUUUCCAUCGAUAAGGCCUCCGGGAAGAUCACGAAGCUGGGCCGAUCGUACACGCGCUCGAGGGAUUACGAUGCCAUGGGCAUAGAUACUAAGUUUGUGCAGUGUCCAGAAGGCGAGCUGCAGCAGCGGCGCGAGGUAGUGCACACGGUCAGCCUACAUGAGAUCGAUGUGAUAAACUCGCGCACACAGGGCUUCUUGGCCCUCUUCUCCGGCGAUACUGGCGAGAUCCGAAGCGAGGUGCGAGACCAGAUCAACACCAAGAUUGCCGAAUGGAAAGAGGAGGGCAAGGCGGAGAUCGUGCCGGGAGUGCUGUUCAUCGACGAGGUCCACAUGCUCGACAUCGAAUGCUUCUCCUUCAUCAACCGGGCGCUCGAGAGCGAAUUAGCACCGAUUGUCAUUAUGGCAAGUAACAGAGGGAACACACAGAUAAGAGGGACGGACUAUCGAUCGCCACACGGCCUACCGCUCGAUUUUCUGGAUCGGGUGGUCAUUGUUAGCACGCAUCCAUACUCGCGCGAGGAGAUGCAGCAGAUUCUUUCAAUACGCGCGCAGGAAGAGGAAGUCGACGUCUCACCAGAUGCGCUUGCUUUACUCACCAAGAUCGGUCAGGAAACGGGUCUGAGAUACGCCAGCAACCUAAUCACCACGUCGGAUCUUAUUCGCAGCAAACGUGGUGGUUCAGACGUCAGCAUCGACGACGUGCAGCGCAGCUUCGCGCUGUUUUACGACCCGACAAGAAGUGUGCAGUUUGUCACGGAAUCUGAGAAGCGUCUCAUCGGCGAUGCAGGCGAUGUAUCCCUUGCAGUCACGAACGGUACGGAUGUGAUGGAUGAGUCUUAAGCUACCUAGACAUCAUUUCCUAGGCGUACACAGGUGUCUGGUUUUACUGAGCGCUUGGGUAGAGGUAGCUCCUCAUUAGGCGUGGGAAAAGUCGCAACAUGUAACACUAGACGCUUGUCAACCGAUGGUUCAACAUUCCAAUUCCGCCUGGUGUGAAACCGUUCGAAGGGCAAUAAUUGUUCUCGGGAUGCGAGUGUAAUAAGCUGGGCAUUUCUCGCAGUUGAGGGGAACCGGAGCCGCGUCCCCUUUAUAGGUUCGUCUGAUUCGCACCGUGUGAGCUGUGAAUCUGUAACCACUGAGCUUACGUGGACGUAUCAGAGAGGCGCUCCGCGCUGUCAG